Messenger RNA from Diaporthe citri, 780 nucleotides. RefSeq lists its product as uncharacterized. NCBI's taxonomy places the organism in Eukaryota, Fungi, Ascomycota, Sordariomycetes, Diaporthales, Diaporthaceae. The transcript has a single exon. The record is from RefSeq and is a predicted model, not a curated record. The coding region runs from base 1 to 780 and encodes 259 amino acids. Gene Ontology annotation, molecular function: S-adenosylmethionine-dependent methyltransferase activity.
AUGGCCGACACCGAGGAACUAGCGAAGGGUUACACUUCGGUUAAUAAUACCCAAUUUGACGCUGGGCUGUUCCUCCUCAACAGACUCGGAGUCACUCCCGGGCUGCACGUCCUCGACGUCGGCUGCGGCCCCGGUAAUAUCACAGCCCACAUCGCCGGGAUCGUCGGCGACAAAGGGAGCGUGGUCGGCAUCGACCCAAGCAAAGAGCGCAUCGACCUCGCGCAAAAAAUCAAAACGCCCAACCUGUCAUUCCACGUCGGCAGGGCCGAAGACCUGUCUCAAUUCGCUUCUGCCAGCUUUGAUAUCGUAUAUGUCAACUCUACCUUCCACUGGGUGGAGGACCAGCCGGCCGCAGUCAAGGAGUUCUCCCGCGUGCUCAAGUCUGGAGGUCGUCUAGGAAUAUCAGGAGGAUCCGGAGACUUCGUCGCCGCGCACGAGAGGAUCAAGGCCGACGUGCUGUCGAGGGAGCCGUACCGGAACUACCCAGAGCAGAGUGGUCCCAAGUUCAUCAAGCAGCGGGAUCUUGAGAGUCUCCUCGACAAUUCCCAAUUUUCCAAGAGGGACAUUGUCAUCAACAAGAUCGUCAAGUCGGCCAAGAACGGGGAGGCGAUGAUCGAGUGGCUCGACACGAGCUCGUCGGGCAAGACGUACGGCGGCAUCCCGCUGGACCUGCGGCCGAAGGCGCGGGAGGAGAUGAAGGUGGAGUGGGACAAGAUCACCACGGAGGACGGGAUUCACAUGGACAUGGAGCUGUUGGUGACUGUGGCGGCCAAGGACUGA